Molecule: messenger RNA, 2574 nt
Organism: Chrysochloris asiatica (Cape golden mole)
Lineage: Eukaryota; Metazoa; Chordata; Mammalia; Afrosoricida; Chrysochloridae
Gene: DNAAF5
Product: HEAT repeat containing 2
Exons: 13
Coding region: 1-2574 (857 amino acids)
Biological process (GO): inner dynein arm assembly; outer dynein arm assembly; cilium movement
Cellular component (GO): cytoplasm
Molecular function (GO): dynein intermediate chain binding
Source: RefSeq, a predicted model, not a curated record
AUGGCGGCGCUAGCGGCAGCGGAUACUCCGGCGCCUCUGGGCCCGGCCGAGACGGCGGAGACGGCGGAACUGAGUCGUGCCCUGAGCCGCCUGCUGCCGGGGCUGGAAACCGACAGCAAGCUGGGCCGGCGGCGCGCUCUGGAGGCCCUGCAGCGCGAGUUGGAGGCGGUACAACCCGGGCCGUCCGACGCUGCAGGCGCCGCCGCCUUUCAGGGCCCCUGGACGCGCCUGCUGCUGCCUCGCCUGCUGCGCUGCCUGGCCGAUCCCGCUGAGGGCUGCCGUGCGCUGGCCACACACCUGCUGGACCUGGGCCUGCGGCGCGCUGCGCGACCCCAUGACGCCCUGCCACACCUGUUACCCGCGUUGGCUGCGCGCCUGGCCGGCUCAGAGGUUUCAAUGCGGCCUCCGGCCGAGCCGUGCGAGGAACUGCGCCUGGCGCUCGUGCAGCUGCUCAGGCUUGCCGUGAGCCUAGGCGGCACCGCGCUCGCCCCCUACCUCGACGAUGCGGUGCGCGUGCUUCGCUGCACGCUGCUUGACCCCUUCGCUGCCGUGCGCCGUGAAAGCUGCGCGUGCGCCACUGCUCUGGCGCGUGCCACUCCAGACCACUUCCACAUGCAGUCCGAGUCCUUGGUGGGCCCACUGAUGCAGACCAUCGCCCACCAACACUGGAAGGUCCGUGUGGCCGUCAUUGAAGCCACUGGCACCGUCAUCCAGUUUGGCAGCGGGAAGUCUGUGGACGACGUGCUCUCUCACCUUGCUCAGCGACUGUUUGAUGACGUCGCACAGGUGCGGCAGGCGGUGACGACCGUGGUGGGAUCCUGGCUGCUGGAGCUGCGAGACCGCUACUCUUUCUUCCACAAGCUCAUCCCGCUGUUGCUGAGCAGCCUGGAUGAUGAGCUCCCUGAGAUCAGGCAGUCAGCAGCUGGCCUCUGGGAGCAGAUCGGCCAGCAGUGGCAGAAGGAGAAUGAAGAUGACCUAAAGGACAAGCUGGACUUCGCCACCCUGCCACCCCCCCACUACCCGCUGCAAGAGAACCGCCCAGGGCUGGGCUGCCGGGAGCUCGUCUUCAGGAACCUCUCCAAAAUCCUGCCAGGCCUCUGCCAGGAUCUGACUGACUGGGUGGUGGGCACCCGGGUCAAAGCUGCCCAGCUGCUCGCCGUGCUGUUGCUGCACGCGGAGGACCACACCACACAGCACCUGGAGCUGGUCCUCCGGGCCCUUCAGCACGCCUGUGCCGACGAGGAGGCCGCCGUGGUCAGCAGCUGCACAAAGUCGGCAGAGCUCAUCGGAACCUUUGUCAGCCCAGAAGUGUUUCUGAAGUUUACCUUAUCGCCAUUGAGGAAGUCACCCUCAGCCUCCAGCCUGCGGGUCCUGGCCGCGGUCCUCCGGGGCUGCCCACGAGAAGCCCUGCAGCCCCACCUCAGUGCCGUUGCUAUGGAGCUGGCCAAGGCCCACAUCUGCCAGGCAUCUGAGAAUAAGCUGUACCUGGAACACCUGCUACUCUGUGUGCAGGCCCUGAUGGCUGGGGGCCAGGAGGACUGCUCCACAUGCAGCCUGCCCCUCCUGCAAGUGCUGCUGGCCAUCCUGGCCAUCUCAGGCACCGCAGACCUGGACAGGAAGGUGCACGAGACAGUGGGCUCGCUGGCCGAGUUGGAGGGCUCCGAUGGGCCCCAGGAUAUCUACCGGAAGCACAUGGCUGCAUUGAUGGAGUGGGUGAUGGCCUCACAUGGCAACUGGACUGUGUACUCCCCGGAGCUCGCGCAGUUUUGCGUGCUCGUCUCUCAGACAGGCCCUGCAGUGGGAGAGGCUCUUCACUACGUGAUCCCCACCCUCAGGACCUGCCUGCAGCCCACCAGGGACCCCCAGAUGCGCCUGAAACUUCUCUCCCUCCUCUCCAAAGUGCUGCUCAGAGCCCAGGAGACGGUGGACUCACAAGGGCAGCUCCACGCCUACCUUGAGACGCUGGUAACAGACAUCCUGAUCCCCAACCUACAGUGGCAUGCCGGGAGGACCGCUGCAGCUAUCCGCACAGCCGCUGUAGCCGCCCUCUGGGCACUCGUCAGCUCUGGGACCCUGUCAGCUGAGCAGAUCCUGGAAGUGCAGGGGGCUCUGAUGCCACAGAUGGUGACCACCCUCGAAGAGGACUCACAGAUGACCCGGAUGCUCUCAUGCCGCAUCAUCAACCUGUUCCUGCAAACCGCUGGGAACAGGAGCGAACCAGAAAAGCUGGUCAAGAUCUACCCCGAACUCUUAAAACGCCUGGACGACGUUUCCAACGAAGUGAGGAUUGCAGCUGCAGGUACCUUGACUACCUGGCUGAAGUGUGUCCGCAACGAUGACAGCAAGUCCUCCUACCAGAGUACCAUCCAGUACCUGUACAAGGAGCUGCUCGUGUACCUUGAUGACCCGGAGCCCGCCAUCCAGGACGUGGUCUUAGAGGUACUUAAGGAGGGCAGUGUCCUGUUCCCUGAGAUCCUGGUACAGGAAACUGAGGCUGUCCUUCACAAGCACCGCUCCCCGGCCCACUGCGAGCAGCUCCUGAAGCACUUGCAGGCCCUGGUGGUCGCGCACUGA